Coregonus clupeaformis (lake whitefish) is the source of this 1590-nucleotide messenger RNA. RefSeq names its product protein LBH-like. NCBI's taxonomy places the organism in Eukaryota, Metazoa, Chordata, Actinopteri, Salmoniformes, Salmonidae. The transcript has 4 exons. The coding region runs from base 427 to 738 and encodes 103 amino acids. The record is from RefSeq and is a predicted model, not a curated record.
UGGGUUGGAUAUAGUAAUGGUAGGCUACAGUAUUUCUUACAAUCUAUUUUGACUGGAAUUGUGUUGGUCAUUGUUAAUAAGUGCAGCAUUUAUUACAGUUCAAAAUAGUUGUGCAAAAUACGUUACUCAUCAAAUCGUGCUGCUUUCCCCUCUUCUUGUAAUAAUUGCUCAACGAGUCUGUGACCGCGGUUGCGGGAUUAUUAUUAUUAUAUAUAUUUUUUUUUUUUUGGGGGGCUUUUUUGUUUGAGCACAUACCCCACAAACGGUCUGUGCACUGCCCUUCUCACGACAGAGAGACACACGCAGAGAGAAAUUCAAACCGCGUGCGCACACGCUCACACAGACGCUUCAAUCCUCCAGUGACCUGAAGCUGUUACCUCCGCUGGAAAGUGGAAUCGGAACUUCGCGGCGAGGCUUACUGACGGAAUGACAGAAGUGAUGAACACCUGUGAUUCGAAGGUGGGAGACUUCACCGUUGGAGGCGCCCCAGCAGACGAGGGUAUAUCCUUUCAGAUCUUUCCGGACUCCCACGAGAGGUUCCCUAAGCUGUCCAAGCGGCUUCCGUCCAUCGUGGUGGAGCCCACCGAGAGUGGGGAGGUGGAGAGUGGCGAGCUCCGCUGGCCCCCUGAUGACCUCACUUCCCCUGAUGACGACCCCGGAGAGGCCCAGGCCCAGGCAGUAGGCGGGGAUCAUCCAGAAGACGAAGAGCAAGUUGACAGAAUGAUGGGAGGAGUUUAAAACUGACUCUCGUGGUGCUGGCACCAUUCCAGCCAUUCACAGUGAGUGUCUCUAUGAUGGACUGCAGCAAGGAGGAGGGAGGGUCUUCAGGCUAAGCCCUUAAUUAACACAACCGCCAACAUGUUGGUAGACCUCCACACCACUUGGUGGGGCCGAGCCCUGCACGAUUGUCUUAAAUAGCUCUUACGUGGCAAACCUUAGUGGGUAGCUUGCUACUGUAGAUCAAUUGUUGCUUGUUUUACUUUAGGUUUCACAACGCCAUUUGUAUGUACACCCCUUUCAGAGUUUGUUUAUCUGUGAUCUUUAGAUAUAGGAACUAAAGACAUGAACACUACCGUAUAUAAAAUGUAUCUGACUGUCUUAGACCAAAGUCUAGAACACUGUCCUCUUAUUAAAACUGUAUGGACGCCGUAGAUAUACAGAUUUAUACAGUGAGUUUGGAAGAGGAGAAUUCAUCAUGAGGAAUGUGUCUUUCUUACAUUAUAUUGUAUAGCUGUUGGCUUCUGCUCAAAUGCAUGUUAUUAUCUACAGUCGUGGUCAAAAGUUUUGAGAAUGACACAAAUGCUAAUUUUCUAGAAUUAUCUAAAAGCCCUUAUUACAAUUUGUUUUUCUUUCAAACAACAGGAUUUGAAGCAUCAUUGUAGGUCAUAUAUAUUACAAAGCACAUGUAUUUUCAAUCAAGGACUAUUUGAAAUAACACAAUUUUCACAUAAAAAUGUUGUAUUAUUUAAUAUUUUGCCCAAUUUCAUAGUGUGUCUAGGGAUUGUUUUUGUUCAUUAAACUUAUAAACGCAACAUCGAAAGUGUUGGUCCCAUGUUUCAUGAGCUGAAAUAAAGGAUCCCAGAAAUUUUC